UUUGUCUGAUGCCGCACGCCGAAUCGUUCUGUAAUUUUGUAACCUAUUUUUUUAAAGUGGAGCAUAUUUUCUGUUUUAGUUGAUAAUAAAUUAAAACAUACACUUGUUACUAUGUCGCAGCAAGAGAUAUCUUGCGGCUUAGAAUAUACGACAACUGCUGAUUUACAAGCAUGUCUUACAGAGGCGUUACACUGUAAUUACUCUUUUAUUGUUGCACCGAUAGUACACCCACGUUUCAGGCGGCAUUAUGUCGCGGGCGCCGGCUGUGUGGGAGGAUUUACGCGGUCAGACAUGGUUCUGUCACCACAAGAUUGGACAACAAGGAUAGUCGCUAAGCUCUCGCCAUACUUUAACGUGGAUUCACCCUCCCCCAUUGUUCGGCAAAGACAUGAAGACGGUUUAACAGAAGAGCUAUGUUAUUGUCGUGGACUUGGUGUACCUGCUAUAAUGCUAUCAUUACAUGGACGAGAUUCUGAUAAUUUAGCCAGAAUACUACACACCUAUUUUGAGAACAAUUUCCAUCACACUUUAAUAUGGGUUCAUGUGCCUAUGGUGUGUCCAAGGACAUAUAGGGAGACUCCAGAGGGUGGUGACAAUGAAGAUGCAUACAACGACACAUGGCACUGGUGGUCAAGGUUCCAUGAGUUAAUGGACUGGGAUAAGCGGGCGGGUGUGGUGCUAGAGUUGUCAGCAGACUUGCCGUCAGAGGAGAUUGUACAGAGGUGGCUUGGAGAACCCAUUAAAGCAGUUAUUGUUCCUACAUCUAUAUUCCACAACAACAAGAAAGGUUUCCCAGUUUUAUCAAAAGCCCACCAACAUGUAGUAGUGAGCAUGGUGGAGAGAGAUGCUCAGGUGAUUGUGAGCGGCGCACGGAGAUCCAACAUUGAGUUCUACCUGCAGUAUUUGUACCAGUUGUGGCAGCGACGGCGGAGCCCUGCCGAAGACCCCAUGCUGUGUUAUGCUAGAGGAUGGGAAGACUACCUGCAAACACCUCUGCAGCCCCUUGCAGACAAUCUGGACACUCACACAUACAAUGUGUUUGAGAAGGAUCCUAUUAAAUAUGAUCAGUACCAGAAAGCUAUAGUGAAGGCCAUGAAUGACUUGAAAACUAAACAGACAAGUGAGAGUAAUGUAGAUAGUGAUAAAAGAACUACAGAUGCCAUAAUUGAUACAAGCAAUGAGUGUGUAAAGAGUGAUAUAGAUAAAAAACCUUUAACUGUGAUGGUGCUAGGUGCUGGACGUGGUCCCCUUGUGAGAGCUACGUUUAACGCAGCUGAUAUUACUAACACUAAAGUUAAGGUAGUGGUAGUAGAAAAAAACCCGUGCGCGGUGGUGGUACUAGCGGCGCAAGUUCGCGAGGUGUGGCGGGACCGAGACGUGACACUUAUACCGGGCGACAUGCGAAACAUCACACUCACACCCAAGGCAGACAUCAUCAUCUCUGAACUCUUGGGCUCAUGGGGUGACAAUGAGUUGUCUCCUGAAUGCUUAGACGGCGCCGCUGGGUUACUAAAGCCAGGUGGAAUAUCCAUACCUUGCGAAUAUCGUUCCUUUGUCGCGCCUAUUUCUUCGCCGCGCCUGUGGGGGGCUGCUAAGAUGACGUCGACGACAGGAAUCUCGACACAUAAAGACAAGAAUCUCGAGACUUUAUGGGUGGUGUACAUGCAAAAUAAACAUGAGAUUGCUGAACCUGAGCUUGCCUUUACUUUCAAUCAUCCAGCGAAAGGUGCGACUAAUCACGAAGGUCAAGAGUUGACAGACUACAGAGGUCUACCACAAACAGACAACAGAAGAUCUGAAACUAUAUCUUGGCAAGUCAAACAGGACAAUGUAGUCCAUGGAUUUGGUGGUUAUUUUGACUGCACAUUAUAUGCAGAUGAAAUGAUCAGUAUUGUGCCUGCCACGCAUAGUCCAGGAAUGAUUUCUUGGUUUCCAGUUUUCAUUCCUAUCAAGACGCCGCUACGAGUAUCGAAAGGUGAGACGUUAACAGCGACAUUCUGGCGUUGCAAGGACUCACGGCGUGUGUGGUAUGAGUGGGUGUGCCGCGUCGGUGAGCGCACCACACCCAUCCACAACCCUAACGGACGGAGCGCCGAAAUGUUACUAUAAUCAUAUUUAAAAUUAUCCAUGUCACAAUAGAAAACCUAUUUCUUCAUGUGUACAGAAUAUUGUUAAGUUUUUCGUUAUGGAUUCCACACAUAGAGCACAUGAGUUUUGACCCAUUAUGACAUUUAUACCAUUCCUUCACAGAGAAAAAAUAAUAAUUUCACGUAUUUCAACGCGUCUCGCGCGCGUAUCGUCUCGCUUCCGCGUUCUGUGUGCUGAUCCCCUAUGACCACUUCCAAGCCAUGUGAUUGAUUCGAAAUAUAUAAUUAUAAGUACCUA
Pectinophora gossypiella (pink bollworm) is the source of this 2385-nucleotide messenger RNA. RefSeq names its product protein arginine N-methyltransferase 5 (gene csul). The record is from RefSeq and is a predicted model, not a curated record. The transcript is spliced from 9 exons. NCBI's taxonomy places the organism in Eukaryota, Metazoa, Arthropoda, Insecta, Lepidoptera, Gelechiidae. Gene Ontology annotation, cellular component: cytosol; nucleus. Bases 112 to 2109 code for a protein of 665 amino acids. Gene Ontology annotation, biological process: regulation of DNA-templated transcription; peptidyl-arginine N-methylation.